AUGUUAUACAUUGUUCCAGUGGGAAUCUUAGAUCAGACCAGCUGUCCUUAUACUCCACAGCAAAAUGGAGUGGUGGAAAGGAAGCACAGGCACAUAUUAAAUAUUGCUAGAGCUCUUAAAUUUCAAUCACAUUUGCCCAUCAAGUACUGCGGAUUAUGUGUAAAAGUUGCAGUAUAUAUCAUGAAUAGGUUACCAACCUCAGUCCUGAGUGAUUCUUUCCCUUUUGAUCCAUCACAAGCAGGAUCCCAAUGUGCAGAUACUUCCAAAACUAAUGAAAACAUCAAUGACUUCCUGGUCUCCAUAUAUGAUGAAGUUGGUGUUGAUGUCCCUUUAGAGGAUAUUCAUGUUGAGGAUGCAAAUACUCAUGCAGAUUGCCAAGAUUCCUCUAAUGAUGCAGUACCUGGUGCAACUUCACCUGGCAUCACUCAUGAAGAAACAUGUCAAGAUAACCGUUUCGUGUUUCAACCCACUUCAAGUAGACCAACGAGAACAAGCAGACCUCCUGUGUGGAUGCAUAAUUAUGUUGAUACUUCAAAAUCCCAGAGAUGCAAGUACCCCUUAGCCAACAGCCUAUCUUACAGUAAAUUGAAACCAGCAUAUCAGUGUUACUUGUCAUAG
This is a messenger RNA of Capsicum annuum, 618 nucleotides long. RefSeq lists its product as uncharacterized. The transcript has 2 exons. Gene Ontology annotation, molecular function: nucleic acid binding. Gene Ontology annotation, biological process: DNA integration. Bases 1 to 618 code for a protein of 205 amino acids. The record is from RefSeq and is a predicted model, not a curated record. NCBI's taxonomy places the organism in Eukaryota, Viridiplantae, Streptophyta, Magnoliopsida, Solanales, Solanaceae.